Messenger RNA from Chinchilla lanigera (long-tailed chinchilla), 2541 nucleotides. RefSeq names its product BTB (POZ) domain containing 18 (gene Btbd18). Gene Ontology annotation, molecular function: protein binding. The transcript is spliced from 2 exons. The record is from RefSeq and is a predicted model, not a curated record. NCBI's taxonomy places the organism in Eukaryota, Metazoa, Chordata, Mammalia, Rodentia, Chinchillidae. Gene Ontology annotation, biological process: positive regulation of transcription elongation by RNA polymerase II. Bases 196 to 2214 code for a protein of 672 amino acids.
GUAUUUUUUCUUCAAAUACUCUUGGCCCAACUUCUGCAUUGAUGUCUCCUCAACUCAUCCUAUUAUUUCUCACUUUCAGAAUUUCCCUGUUUUAAAGACGAAAAGUAAAGCAUAACUAUGCCUCUGAAAUGUAUGAUUUCACCUGCAGAAAUCUGACCUGUGAAAACCAAGACUCCGUCUUCAGAGCCUGCCAACAUGUGCUCUCCUGCCAGCUCCAAAAUCCUGUACAGGAACCCCCGCUUCCUGCACUUGGCCUUUCUGCAGCUUCAUCACCAGCAGCAGAGUGGCGUGUUCUGUGAUGUCCUGCUGCAAGCUGAAGGUGAGGCCGUGCAAGCGCACUGCUGCGUCCUGUCGGCCUGCAGCCCCUUCUUCACGGAGCGCCUGGAGCAGGAGAGACCAGUGCCCGGUCGAAAGGUGGUCCUGGAGCUGGGGGGCCUGAAGAUCAGGACCCUGCGGAAGCUGGUGGACUUCCUGUACACAUCGGAGAUGGAGGUGUCCCGGGAAGAAGUCCAGGACGUGCUGUCGGCAGCCCGCCAGCUCCGUGUGUGUGAGCUGGAGUCCUUGCAGCUGGAAGGGGGCAGGCUGGUGAAGGCCCCACCCGGCCGCAGGCUGAACCGCGAGUGCCUCCAGCCUAGCGCUGUGCCCCCUUCUACCAGCGUGCUGGCUCCUGGCCACCACCCUCGAACGCCGCUGCCAGCCCCCCAGCUUCCCUGUCCCCCCAGGGCAGCAGGGUCGGUGCAUCUGGGGCAAGAGGAGGGUGCCCCAGAAGAGGGCACCCAGCCCAGCGCGGAGCGCAUCCCGAGCACACUGCUGCUCCCGGGGAAGCCCAGGGCCUGCCGGGCUCCACAAGGGGAGAGCUUGGCAGGCCGUGGUCAGGAGCCUGGGGCUGACAAGCCAGACCCUGGGCUUGGGCCUGCGGCACCAGCCCCACCCAGCCUGUCCCCUUCUGGGGACCAGCAGCUGCUGCCCAGGAAGAUCCGGCUGAGCCGCUCUAAGCCACCUCCCAGUGGCGGUACGACCAGGGCUCCUGGCACAUCAAGCGGACCCAGCGCAGCCCCUGCGGUCCCUGGCCGACGGCUCUGGCGACGGCGGAUAAACAGAGAUGCAGCAGAGGACAAGCAGAAGCCAUGCAGAGCCAGUCCUCUGCAGGGAACCCCUUCCCCCUCUGGGCCUGGCAGGCCAGGUGGGAGCAAGAAGCGGAGCCCCGAGGCCGCGGCACCUGGCCCAGACUCCACGGAAGAGGGGCAGGUUGGCAGGGUGAAGCUGCGGAAAGUGGUCAAUGGCACCUGCUGGGAGGUCGUGCAGGAGCCGCCCCCGGCCCUCAGCAACCCCACAGAGAGCACCCAGGCCCCAGCACCUGGGGACAUGCAGGAGUCCCCUGUCGGUGAGCAGGUAUCCUCUGCCAGAAUCGAGCUGUAUCAGGACUCCCCUGAAGGCACCGGGGCGCUGGACAUCAUGCUGACUGCCGGUCACUCCCCAGACCAGCCUGGGGUGGGGAGGGCAUUUGGGUCCAGCCCCCAGCUGCUGGGGAAGGAGCCCAUGCUGAGCGGAGACCACAGCGAGCCCUGUGCCUUUGGGAGCGCCCUGCGCGGGCAGCACUGUGACGGGGUCUCAAGCUCCAUGGCCACCAGCGAGCUGGAGGACAUCCUGAACUUGGUGCUGUGUGGCUCGGACAUAGGGCCACCGGUCAGGUCCCCAGAGAGCCCCGGGGCUGAGGGCUGCAGAACCCCGAGUUACCACCUGACAGGAGCGGGAGGGAACUGGAUGGAAGCGGAGGAAUGGUGCUUGCCAGACCUGGAACUUUGGUCCAGGGAGCUGGAGGGAUUGGAAAAGGAGCCUGCUGGCGAGAACAGAGAGCCCAGGCCCCUUGGCGCCCUCCCUGCGCCCUCCGCGGUCGGGGCAGAUGAGGCGCUUCCAGUGAGCAGCACUUGGACUUCAGACCUUGAGCUGGCCAUCGCCCAGCCACCGGAUGGCCACCCCAGCUCCCCUGGAUGCCCCUCGACGCCAGGCUCCAGCUGGACAGAGAGAGGGCUGGCCACGUGUCUGGCCGUGCACGAGCUGUGCCCUACUCCUGGCCCAGGGACGAACAGCUCUGAAGACGAGGAAAUCGAUGUGGUGCACUGGACAGGAGCCAGGCUGCUGCCCGCCGGUGCCCCCUCAGUGUGGCCUGAUCCCUCCUCAGAGUCAGAGACAGAGGUGGACGUCCUCACAUAGUGGAGGUGAGCAGGCGGUGGCCAGUGCUGGACAGCGAGGGCCCCCUCCUGGUACCUGGACACCGCCUACCAGCACAGGCUGGCUCUCCGCUCCGGGCCUUGGGAGCCAGGAGGGAGUCAAGGGAUUUCCAUGGGUAGAAAAUUAGCAACUCAGAAGUAUCUUUUUUCUUUGUCAGCCGUUUUCGUUAUGACAAGUUAGUAAACUGUCACCAACUCUAGUGGGCCAUAGGUACCAGUAAGGAGACAUCUAGCCUGGCUAAGGGGAGGGGCUGGAAGGAGUGUCCUCUCUGAGGCAGGGCUCCCCUGGCCACCGUUAGCCACGUCAGCU